AUGAAAAAUGAGAUCCGUUUUGCGUCCAUUAAAGCUAUAUGCUUGAUAUGGUGUUUUAUGGGUUUGAUAGAGGGAAAUCAGGCGAAUGAUUUUGAUGUCAAAAAAUAUGGUGCAAAGGCUGAUGGCAAAUCAGAUGACAACAAGGCAAUUGAAAAUGCAUGGAAAGAGGCAGGCAUGUCAAGGAAAGAGAGUAGGGCACCAGCAGACCCAGCAAAAUUCAAGUCUCAGGAUAGUUGGAUUGUUUUCAACAAUGUAAAUGGAUUGACAGUUGAAGGAGGAACUUUUGAUGGUCAAGGAGCCAUUGCUUGGAGCAAAAACGAUUGCGCAAAAACGGGAACUUGUGAUUCCCUUCCAAUAAAUCUGGCGUUCAACAAGCUGACCAAUUCUGUAAUUCGAAGCAUUACUUCCUUAAAUAGCAAGUUGUUUCACAUGAACAUUUUGAACUGUAAAAAUGUGACAUUUCAACGUACUACGAUCAAUGCACCCGAGAUUAGCUUAAACACCGAUGGGAUACACAUUGGACGGUCGACCGGGGUCAACAUCACCGAUGCAGACAUAAAAACAGGAGAUGAUUGUGUUUCCCUUGGCGAUGGUUGCCAACAAGUAAACAUCGAGAAAGUGACUUGUGGUCCUGGUCAUGGCAUUAGCAUUGGAAGUCUAGGAAAGUACCAAAACGAACAACCCGUUGAGGGAAUAACUGUAAGAAAUUGUACGAUCACAAACACGAUGAACGGAAUAAGGGUGAAAACAUGGCCUGCUUCAACUGUUGGUGUAGCACGAAGCUUGAGUUUUGACAACAUUGUCAUGAACAAUGUUAGCACGCCUAUCUUAAUCGAUCAACAAUAUUGCCCAUAUGGUCAAUGCAAAGCUGAGGUUCCAUCUCGUGUUAAGAUUAGCGACGUGAGUUUCAACGCCAUUAAAGGGACAUCGGCGACCCAAUUAGCAGUGAAACUUUUUUGUAGCAGGGGAAUUCCGUGCGAGAACGUAGCAUUAAACGACAUUAAUUUGGUGUACCAUGGAAUCAACGGAACUGCGAUAUCAGAAUGUGCUAAUGUUAAGCCUAAACUUACUGGCAAUCUUUUUCCUCCGGUGUGUGCAGUGUCGUCUCAUUAA
Fraxinus pennsylvanica is the source of this 1113-nucleotide messenger RNA. NCBI's taxonomy places the organism in Eukaryota, Viridiplantae, Streptophyta, Magnoliopsida, Lamiales, Oleaceae. The record is from the annotation of a GenBank genome assembly.